Medicago truncatula (barrel medic) is the source of this 3128-nucleotide messenger RNA. Its product is annotated as probable disease resistance protein At5g66900. Bases 468 to 2885 code for a protein of 805 amino acids. Lineage: Eukaryota; Viridiplantae; Streptophyta; Magnoliopsida; Fabales; Fabaceae. The record is from RefSeq and is a predicted model, not a curated record. The transcript is spliced from 5 exons. Gene Ontology annotation, molecular function: ADP binding.
GUUACUGUUUUCCUCUUUAUUCUCUAAUGGUUAGGGAGAUGAUCAAAUUCAAUUAAAAAAUGGUCAUUAAAAUAAGUUUCCAUCGAUUUCAGAGUGAAUUUUUUAUGAGUCAACUUAAAAUACAACUAAAACAUUGUAAGAGACAAAUAUUUAUUGCAGCAAAGCAAACGCGUGGACUUAGCCCCAUAGUUGACAAUGCAUCAAAGCAUACGUAAGUACCACACGUGAUUUCAAAAAAUACUUACUUGUAGGCUAAGCUAAAGCGGGGUAACAUCAACAUAUAUAACUAGUGAUCAUAGUUCUGUUUUUUCCUCAUCAAAUCAAAUCUUAGAAAACAUUUGAUUCCAUUCCACAAUAACAACAAAACACAACAACAUUACUUUAUUUGUUUACAAACACAACGAGAGUUGCUUUUAUCCUCGCAAAAGAACACACACACACACACUCACAAAUAGAGUUGCAUAAUUAUGGCGGAUGCAUUAAGCGGGGUUGUGGUGGGAAAGAUCGUGAAUCAAGCUUAUGAAACAAUUAAAAAUAUUCAAGAGUUUGUCCCCACUCUCGAAAGGAGCAUAGAAAUUUCCAACGCUUUGGAGCCUUUGGCUGAACAGAUAAAAGUUUUCAACGAUGUGUUGGAUCGACCAAGAGAAGAGAUAGAAAGAUUAGAGAAACAUAUAAGAGAAGGUAAAGAGCUUGUGCAAAAAAGCAAGAAGCUUAGUCUUAAUCUAUGGAAGUGUCUUCUUUUUCCUGGUCAACGAGCAAAGCUUCAGAAGCAAAAUGAGGAUUUUCUGAGAUAUUUGUCCCUUGUGCAAGUUGAGAAUAAAAGGGAUUUGAUGGAGGUGUUGACUCAUGUGAAAGAUAAUCAUGUGAAUCAAAUUAGGGGUCUGUGUGGUGCUCCUCAGGAGCCUGAAUUUAUUGGAAUGGUUAAGCAAUUUAAUGAGUUGAAGGUUGAAUUGAUGAAGGAUGGUGCUUCUGUGCUUGUUUUGACUGGUUUGGGUGGAUCUGGUAAAACCACUCUUGCUAAGAAGCUCUGCUGGGAACAAGAAAUCAAAGGCAAGUUUGGUGGAAACAUCUUUUUUGUUACUGUCUCAGAAACUCCCAACUUGAAGAACAUUGUAAAGACACUAUUUGAACAAUGUGGACGUCCGGUGCCUGACUUUACAAACGAAGAAGAUGCAAUUAACCAAUUGGGACAUCUGCUGAGUCAAUUUGAGAGAAGUCAAAUAUUAUUAGUCUUGGAUGAUGUUUGGCCUGGCUCAGAAAGCCUUGUUGAGAAGUUCACAUUCAAAUUGCCAGAUUAUAAAAUUUUGGUGACUUCAAGGGUUGGAUUUAGAAGAUUUGGCACCCCAUGCCAGUUGAAUCCACUUGAUGAAGAUCCUGCAGCGUCCCUUUUCCGUCACUAUGCACAAUUGCAUCACAUCAUCUCAUACAUGCCGGAUGGAGAUCUUGUUGAUGAGAUAGUGAAAGCUUGUAAGGGUUCACCGUUGGUGCUAAAGGUCAUUGCUGGAUCACUUCGUAAUCAGCCUUUUGAGAAGUGGCUAGAUAUGAAGGAACGAUUAAAUAGUCAAUCCAUUUUUGAGUCUAAUAGUACUGACUUGCUUUGUCGCCUUCAACAAAGUUUGGAUAUGUUGGAGGAUAUCAAUGAGAAGGAGUGCUUCCUGGAUAUGGGACUAUUUCCUGAAGACCAGAGGAUCCCUGUUACUGUCCUCAUUGAUAUGUGGGCAGAACUGUAUAAUCUAGAUGAAGGUGGUAUUAAAGCGAUGACCAUCAUCCACGAUUUAAUCACCAGGAAUUUUAUUAAUGUCAUAGCUACAAGGCAAGUUGCAACAGAAACCGACAUGUACUACAAUAAUCACUAUGUCAUGCUGCAUGAUCUCCUCAGAGAACUAGCAAUCCGUCAAAGCAAAGGGGAAUCAUUUGAACAGAGAAAAAGACUGAUCAUUGACUUAAAUGGAGAUACUCGUCCUGAUUGGUUGAUUGGACUGAAUCAGCAAGGAAUCAUUGGUCAGAAACAACGAAAAGUUGAUGCCCGCAUAUUGUCUAUAUCAACUGUUGAAAACUUUUCUUCGGAUUGGUGUGAUAUGCAACCUGACGAAGCUGAGGUUCUGGUUUUAAAUCUUCGAUCUGACCAGUACUCAUUACCGGAUUUCACAGACAAAAUGAGGAAACUGAAAGUUUUAAUAGUCACAAAUUAUGGUUUCAAUCAUUCUGAAUUAACCGAGUUUGAGCUACUUGGUUCUUUGUCAAACUUGAAAAGAAUAAGGUUGGAGAAAGUGUCAGUCCCUUGCCUAUGCAUAUUGACGAAUCUGCGAAAAUUAUCCCUUCAUAUGUGCAAUACAAGGGAUUCUUUUGAAAACUGUUCUAUCCAAAUUUCAGAUGCUAUGCCAAAUCUAGUGGAGUUGAGCAUUGACUAUUGUAAUGAUUUGAUUAAAUUGCCCGAUGAAUUGUGUAACAUUACCACAUUGAAGAAGCUCAGUAUCACAAAUUGUCACAAGCUUUCUUUAAUGCCUCGAGAUAUUGGAAAGUUGGAGAAUUUGGAAGUGCUGAGGCUUUGUUCUUGUUCUGAUUUAGAAGAGAUGCCAGAAUCUGUUGCAGGCCUAAACAAGCUAUGUUGUCUCGACAUCUCAGACUGUGUGACUCUUUCAAAAUUAUCGAACGAUAUAGGUGACUUGAAAAAGCUUGAGAAGUUCUACAUGAAGGGUUGCUCAAACUUGAAUGAUCUUCCUUAUUCUGUCUUCAAUUUUGGAAAUGUAAAGCAUGAAAUACAUGUGAUCUGUGAUGAAGAAGGUGCUGCAUUAUGGGAACAAUAUCCCAACAUUCCCAAUCUAAAGAUAGAUAUGCCUAAAGUCGAGAGUAACUUAAAUUGGCUUCAUGGAACUCGUUCGUGAGUGUUGUUUCACGAAGAAAAAGUAACUUGAACUCAUGUUGAACUUCUAAGCAAUGUUGCAACACAUAUGUUUUCCUAUUUAUCAUAAUCUUGUCGAUAUAACUGUAGUGAACGAAGCUUGAGUUUGUGUUACUGUACAUGUAACAUACUCAAUGUGUCCUAAAAGGACUUGUCAAAAAAAAAAAAAGUGUCCUAAAAGAUUAUUCCGUGUGUUAUUAUAGCAUGACAAUUACUAUUAUAGCAA